This is a messenger RNA of Zeugodacus cucurbitae (melon fly), 707 nucleotides long. RefSeq names its product U-Kazal-Dg21.2-like. The transcript is spliced from 3 exons. The record is from RefSeq and is a predicted model, not a curated record. Gene Ontology annotation, molecular function: protein binding. Bases 43 to 471 code for a protein of 142 amino acids. NCBI's taxonomy places the organism in Eukaryota, Metazoa, Arthropoda, Insecta, Diptera, Tephritidae.
UUUCAAUACAAAAUUUUUACCUUAUUAAAGUAGACGUUCAUUAUGCAUUUGAAAUUUGCGUGGUUUCCAUAUAUAUUUUUCUUCAUUGCACCUGCUGUCCUUGCCCAAAUAGUACCGUGUCCACUGAAGUACAAAUGUCACAUAAAGGAAGAUCCAGUUUGGGGAAGCGAAAAUCGAAGAUGCCACAUUUUCCUCAAUAAAUGUUUUCUCGCAAAUGAAAAUUGUGAACGCAUGAAUAAUCAUUUGCCAAUGCUGAAACUGGAAAAUCAGACGGUCUGCCAACAAAAGUGUCCUCAAUUUUGUCCAGACAUAGUUGCACCCGUAUGCGCCAUUUAUAGGGGACUUCUGCAAACCUUCUCAAACCAAUGUCUUCUCGAUAAACAAGCUUGUGAAGCAGCAAAACCGUGGCAUUAUCUCUUUGCGGGUGACUGUGAUUAUAUUUUCUCAGUUGAGGAAAAGAAAAUUAUAUAGGCAGUUAGAAGACUAUGUUACAAAAGGCAUAUUUAUCUACUUAUAACUGAAUAAUAAUUACAAAUACCGAAUAUUGUGUGUUGGAAAUUAUAAUCUGUAAUGUUGGCAGCUGAGGGUGAGGGUCGAUCAUAUUCCUUCCAAAAUCAUAACUAAAAAAUGAGCUUCGGUGAAGUUCUUUAUUCGAAAUUAUAUGAAAAUUCACUGGUGUAUAAAAUUCAAUUUUAAAUACAGAACAA